Neltuma alba is the source of this 1210-nucleotide messenger RNA. Its product is annotated as F-box protein SKIP22-like. The record is from RefSeq and is a predicted model, not a curated record. Lineage: Eukaryota; Viridiplantae; Streptophyta; Magnoliopsida; Fabales; Fabaceae. Gene Ontology annotation, molecular function: protein binding. The transcript is spliced from 2 exons. The coding region runs from base 17 to 1210 and encodes 397 amino acids.
ACUUGUCUCUCAAGCCAUGAAGCUAAGAAUCAGAUCUCUCGAAUCCAAAGAAACCCUAAAAAUCGAGGUUCCGGAUUCAUGUUCUUUGCAGCAACUCAAAGAAACUGUAUCUCGAGCCAUCUCAGCCCCCUCCUCUUCUCUGCAUCUCUCGCUCAAUCGGAAGGACGAAAUCAAUGCUUCCUCCCCAGAAGAAUCGUUGCACUCCAUUGGCAUAGCCAGCGGUGACCUCGUUUUCUACUCUCUCAAUUCCAAUGCCUUCAUCUCUGAAAUCCCACUAGUGCACAAGCCUGGACCAUCGGAGGCCAAACACACCGAUCAUAUCAUGCAAAAAACCCCAAAUCAACAUUCAUCAGAAGGGCAGAUGGAGGCUGGAGAGACUGAUGUGAUGGCCGAUGAUAUUGCUGACUCAGAACAACAGCCCGCGGUUUCGGAGAGCAUGGAAAUUGUUGAUGCGUCUGUUGAGGUGAUGGGGAAGCGCGAUUCUGAACCUUCUUUCGUGAAAAGGGUGCUUAGGGAGACGUUGAGUAGUGAUCGUAAUGAUGUAAAGCUGUUGGUCGUCUCUAUUCAUGCCAUUAUUCUGGAAUCUGGCUUUGUCUUGUUAGAUAGGGUUUCAGGCAUGGCGGUUGGCUACUCGAAUAUUCUGGAUCAUGGGCCGUCGACGACUUCGACGUUAUCUGUAAGAUAUUCUUUGCCUGAAAUCCUAACUAAUGGUUCUGAUUCGACCGAAACUGUGGUAUUGAAAUUUCAGAAUUUGGGGCAUUUUGUUAAUGUGUACGGCUCCUUGUCGGUUGGGGGCUCUGGUUUGUACAGAGUAGUCAUCGAUAAGCGUAAAUUUGCUCCCGCUUUAGGGUUGAUGCUGGCAAAAUCUGAUUCGAAUGAUAACAAAAUUUCGAGUGUCUAUACCCAUGAGAAAGAGGUUUUUGAGUUAUGGAAGAUGGUCAAAGAUGGGCUUGCAUUGCCGCUCUUAAUUGAUCUCUGUGAAAAAUCUGGAUUGGGUUCUCCGCCAUGCUUUAUGCGCCUCCCAACAGAACUUAAACUCAAGGUUUUGGAGUAUCUUCAUGGUGUUGAUAUCGCCAGAAUAGCGUGCACAUGUUCAGAAAUGAGAUAUUUGUCCUCAAAUGAUGACUUAUGGAAGCAGAAGUAUGAGGAAUUGGUCGGACAGAAGAAACUAGAACUAGGAAAUAAAUCAUACACAGGCUUGGUUUGCUAG